AUGGAAGGUAUAUUUCAAUUGCUGGAUAAUUAUUUCUUGACUAAUAAUGCAAAUUGGAAGGAAUCAGUGUGUGAUGUGGAUUGGACAAACAUCAAUUCGUUAGAGCGUCUCAUCUCUGAAACAGAGAAGCUGAUUGUAAAGUAUCCUAACCCCAAUGAUAAGCUUAAACAUGCUAUUUAUAAGGUUUUCGAGGAAGUUUUGAAUAGGUUUCCUCUCUUUUUUGGUUAUUGGAAGAAGUUUGUUAGUGUUGUAUAUCAGUUGGAUGGCUUAGACAAAUCUUUGGAGACGUUGCAAAAAUCUGUGAAUGCUUUUCCAAUAUCGUUAGAUUUGUGGAACGAUUAUCUGGGGAUUAUUUUAGUAAAAGAACAGGAUAUUUCUAAGGCAAGGCUGAGUUUCAAAACGGCUGAGAAAUUGGUGGGUUGUCAAUUUUUAUCACAUACGUUUUGGGAUCUGUAUAUUGAGUUUGAAACGAAAAAUGAGCAGUGGAGGAACCUGUUCCAAAUAUAUUCAUAUCUUUCGAGACUACCGCUUCAUCAAUAUGCAAAAUAUUAUACAGAUUUUAAAGUGUUCCUGAAGGAACAUCCGGAUAGUGUACCUACAGACGUGGGGGACAAUUUUGAUGUUGAUACAAUGUUUGUCCAAACUCAACAAUUGGUCAACGAUGUUUGGAAAUUCGAGUCGCAGAUCACACAAAAUUUUUUUAAUCUAAAUCCUGUUGGGGACGAAGAGUUGAAUACUUGGAAUGAAUACUUGGAAUUUCUCCUGAAAGAUCCUAGAGUUUCCGCAGAAUUGGUAAAGGCGACAUUUGAAAGAGCAUUAGUGCCAUGUUAUUUUUAUGAACAUUUUUGGAACUUUUACGUUUCUUGGUUGUUGAAGAACGAUAAUUCUAGUAGCGUGUCGCAGGUUUUCCACAGAGGAAUCAAGGCACUUCCCGCUGACAAUUUGUCCUUUGCAGAAAGAUACGUCGAAUAUUUGAAGUCGUGUACUAAAAAAGAAAAAGAACGAUAUGCUGAUUUGUACAAAGAUGCAUUGGUAACCUUUUGCAAGAAAUCUCCGAAAAAUACUUCCUUGCUGGUCGAAUACCUUAAUUUGGUCAAGUUAACCGAUUACCCUUCUUCAGUAGACCAAUGCGACAGGGAUAUAUUAGCUCAGCAGAACAACUAUACCAAGUUCUUGGAACAAAAUAUCAACGGAUAUUUGAAAAACUUCAGAAAUGAAGAUCCCUCUCAACUGCUAUCGAUUUUAAAUGAUCACAAUAUAGGUGUCGCAGUAGUGCAGUUGAUAAAGAUGAAUUGGUUGGUGUUAAAAAAUGCAAUGCAAGCUAGAAAGCACUUUAAUCAAUUUAGCAAGUUCCCACAAUUGAAAGCCUCGACUGCAUUUUGGUUACUUUAUUAUAAGUUUGAGAAAGUUCAUAAAAAUUUCACCAAGUUGAACAAAUUUAUAAGUGAGUUAGGAAAUGAGAUAUUCCUCCCAACAACUAUCAUGAAUGACAUUAUCAUUGAUUACCAGCAAUUUUAUUUGAUCAACAGUGAUAUAAAUGAGUAUGAACGCAAAUUGGCUGCUGAUUCUCAGAUAUUUGAUCCUUUAGUUGAUUCAACUUUGAAAAUCAAUAACCCGCAGUGGAAAUCACACAUGAAAACUUCCAAGGACAAGCAUAAAAGCUUCGAGUAUAGAGAAAAUGGGCAUCCAGGAAUAUUCGUUGAUGCUCCAAAAAUUACUAACACUAUUAUAAGCAAAUCCAUCUCUUCGAUGAGAAAACAUGGAACUCAGCCGUUGCCAUCUUUUAGGAAUUUAGAAAAGAUCAACCAACAACCCAAAUACUUAGAUGUAAUGGGAGAGUAUAUAAGUUCUCAAGCAUUACACAAAAAGGGCGAAAAUACAGGAUAUUGA
Eremothecium cymbalariae DBVPG#7215 is the source of this 1890-nucleotide messenger RNA. RefSeq lists its product as uncharacterized. Bases 1 to 1890 code for a protein of 629 amino acids. Gene Ontology annotation, biological process: mRNA 5'-splice site recognition; RNA processing. Lineage: Eukaryota; Fungi; Ascomycota; Saccharomycetes; Saccharomycetales; Saccharomycetaceae. Gene Ontology annotation, molecular function: protein binding. Gene Ontology annotation, cellular component: U1 snRNP; commitment complex; U2-type prespliceosome. The record is from RefSeq and is a predicted model, not a curated record. The transcript has a single exon.